Centruroides sculpturatus (bark scorpion) is the source of this 1155-nucleotide messenger RNA. Its product is annotated as venom metalloproteinase antarease-like TtrivMP_A. Lineage: Eukaryota; Metazoa; Arthropoda; Arachnida; Scorpiones; Buthidae. Gene Ontology annotation, molecular function: metalloendopeptidase activity. The record is from RefSeq and is a predicted model, not a curated record. The transcript has 10 exons. Gene Ontology annotation, biological process: proteolysis. The coding region runs from base 13 to 1155 and encodes 380 amino acids.
UGGGGAUCAACCAUGUUUCGUUACGUGAUAGCUGUUCUCUUUUGUUGCCCCGUUUUGGCCAUUCCUAGUAGUCGAACGGAGAUAACUUAUCCAUCUCUGGAAACAUUACGAUCUGGGGAGAAAAUACUGACACUUCGUGCUUUUGGCAAUGAUAUAGCAUUGAAAUUGGAAUCGGCUGGCGAUGUCAUAGCGGAUGAUUUCACUUUUAUGGAAGGAGACGGAAAAAUUCAUAAAACUAAUGUGAAAAACUUGAAAAGCAAGCUGUUUAGAAACAAAGAAAAGAAUGCAGCUCUGUAUAUUAAUGAGGAAGGACCUUUAGAAAUUAAAGGUUUGAUAGCUUCCAGGAUGAAAAUUGAGCCUUGUGCGUCAAACGAAGAAAAUAAAGAAGGGAGGAGAGCUCACUGCAUUACAAGACGUUCUGAAGACGACAAGCGAAUUUAUGAUGCAGUCAUUCCUCCGAGUAUUAAUCAAAUAUAUUCAAACGACUCUCUAAUGGUGAUGCAAGAUAAUCAAUGUGUAGUUAUUGACUACUUUUUUGUGACAGAAAGUACCUUUACUCAUCGCUUUAACAAUAAAUAUGAGAUCAAAGUCAACUUAUCGAUGGCAUUAAUGGGAAAAAGAAAUGAGCCUUCUUUCAUAGAAAGUAGUACAAUUCCGGGAGAAAGACGUCUUCUCCAUUCCGAAAAACUGCUCGAUGAAAUGUCAAAUUAUUAUUGUAAACUAAGAAGGGAUCCAAUAGUCAAGCAGGCAGAUAUAAUUAUGCUUAUAACUAGGAGAAAACUGGGAGACAUUAAUUCCGACGACACUAUAUCUGACGGUACCGUAGGAAUUGCAAACUUAGGAGGCGCUUGUAAUCCAUGUUUAAAAUGUGGUAUAGUGGAAGAUGAUGAUUCUUAUGUCGAUAGAGAUGAUACUUUUGCUCACGAAUCGGCACAUUUAAUUGGAAUUGAUCAUGACGGAGAAGACGAAGAAGAUGGCUCAUCUGGUAGUCCAACAGCAGUACAUUGUCCAAGUGAAGAUGGUUAUAUUAUGGGUGAUGAUACAGGUGCAAAUAAAAUGAAAUUUUCUUCGUGUUCUAGAGAACAUUUUAUACAUUUUCUAUGGUCUUUUAGUGCCAAUUGUCUUUUCGACAAUUGUUACGAUGAUCGAAAAUAA